Molecule: messenger RNA, 2853 nt
Organism: Varroa destructor (honeybee mite)
Lineage: Eukaryota; Metazoa; Arthropoda; Arachnida; Mesostigmata; Varroidae
Gene: 7B2
Product: Secretogranin_V domain-containing protein 7B2
Biological process (GO): regulation of hormone secretion; neuropeptide signaling pathway
Cellular component (GO): secretory granule
Molecular function (GO): enzyme regulator activity
Source: RefSeq, a predicted model, not a curated record
GUGCUCCCUUUCGGGAGAGCCUGGCCUGCUGCUUUUCUGCUUCCCUCCAUCUUGGAUCUCGUCCGGUGACCAUUCUAAAGCAGGUCGAGCCGCACUCGCAAAUAUUCUAACGGACCUGAACACGGCAUACCAUCAAACAGCACAUUGACAUAGUGUUUUAGUUGACGUGAGGGUUCGGUAUUGGUGAUCGGUGAUUAAUCAACUAUGGCGAGAUCUCUGUUGCAUUGCAUGGGCAUCACAAUAUUGCUUUUUGUGCUGACUCUCGGCGUCCAAAGCCAGCUGGAUCCGUCUGACCUUGAUGAAGCAUUUUUUCAACAGCUACUCGAUGAGAUAGUUGUGAGCGAAAAGACAGCUCAUCUCCAAGAGGCAUUAGUCGAUGAGGCUCGUCAGAAGCAGGAAAGUGCCAGGCAGGCGGAAGAAACUGAUUUAGAAGAUUCUGAAAAAAUGGUUCGAUACCGCAAGGAGGGCCAAAUCUCUGUUUAUAAUUACGGGCCGUCAAUCAGAGAUCAAGAAUACUUAGAACACAGUUCACUUUGGGGCCAUCAGUACGUGGCAGGAGGUGCCGGCGAGGGAGCCCAACGUCUAAAGCCCGACGGGAGCGGUCGCAACGUCCAAGUAGUGAAGAGUGACGCUGUUUUGCCUGCCUACUGUAAUCCGCCAAAUCCAUGCCCUGUCGGCUAUACUGAUGACGACGGGUGCCUCGAACAAUUCGAGAAUACGGCAGCGUUUAGUCGAUCGUACCAAGCGCAGCAGGAAUGCAUGUGCGAUUCGGAGCAUAUGUUUGAUUGUCCUGGGGCGACCAAGGACGAUGAAGUGAAUACGCUCGCCCGUCAAAUAUCUAACGAAGGACUCAUGGAAAGCGCACUUGACAGGAUAGCUCACCACUUUGAUGACGCAACUGGCACUAACGCUGUUGAUGCAAAUUCCGUUCCUGUCGAAGGACAGCACAAAUCGCUGGUGGCAAAGAAGUUCUUCAAUAAGAAAACACAUGCCGACUACACUAAAUCGUUAUCCGACAAAAACCGCAAGGACGGAAAUGAGCAAUUGAAGAUUGGACAUUACCAAAAAAGGGUUCGCCGUCAAACAGUGGGGACACGUAUUAUGAAAAAAGUGAAUGAUACAAAUAGGACCGAAACAACAGCACAGAAGCCAAACUACACGUCAAAACUGGAGAUCAACCCCUAUCUGCAAGGAGAAAAACUGCCUGUGGUUGCUAAAAAAGGUUAAGGCCAAAACCAAGACCUCUGGGAUCAACUGGAGAAGAAGAAGACCUUCUAUAGUACAGCAUGUCUCAAAUAAGCAGCAUACAGAUAUCAAAAAUCCCCUCACAAGCCAAAAACUUAUAUGAAUCCUGUUGACAGACCUAAAAGAAGGUGCUUGAGGUAUUCCAGAAGAUUCAAAUCUGUAUAUACUAUGGGCUCGAAUAUGUUUACUAACAUUAAUAUGAUAGAUAACAAUAAAAAGGCUAUCAUGUUAUUGCUGAAAAAAUUCAAUACCACGGUAAAACAAAUUCGAAAUAGAGAAAAUUGGAUGAUUCCUAAGUAGAAAAUGGGUUACAGGCGACAUUCCCGCCGUCUAUGUGAAUUAGAACACCAGCAAGGUGGUCUGGAUUUCUCGAUGCCACUAUACAAAACUUCUUUUGUUUAUUUAUUUACAUUUGUCGUGUAGCAUACGUAAUUGGCGAAGGUUGAACCAGCGACUCCCAAUGCGACUACACAAAUAGUUACAACUAAUUCGCUAAGAAGGUGUUUCGGAGAGAAUUGCCGUUAGAACCGGCCAACCAUCUCGACAAGUACAUGUCUUAUAAAAUUUCGUUGAAUCGAAUAGUGGUCAAAUUCUCAUCUAAACGUAAUUAACUACAUAUCUUUCAUAUUCACAUAACUUUAUCUAAAUUUGCGAUGCUGAACUGAUUUGUCGGUAAUACUACAACGAUAUUGAACAUCUGUAUUUAUCGAGAUUCAUUUAGGUAAGUCUUGAUGAGCACCCAACUCAUGGUGUGUCCUCGUCAUUUUUGCAAAUAUUAGUAUAAAAAAAAAGGUAAUUUUAGAUAUAAUUUCCUCUAGGACUUUAAGAUUUUAAGUUUUAUAUACAGUAUUGCUGUUUAGCGUUGCCUGAGACGGCUGAUUCUCAAUACGAGACGAAAUAUAUCUGCGCCCGGUUUUAAACCUAGACCACUUUAUGUGCCCCCCAAAGCUUAGUAGGCGAAUACAUUAUUAUGACACUCUUACGGACAGUUCUUUAGGGCCCGCCUGGGUUCAUCUCGCCAGUAAAGGCUCUAAGUGCUUUUUUACGUGAAAUAAAAUACUUCUCAAUUUGAAACUCAAAGCGCUGUAAUUUUUUCCUCUGAAAUGUAUUGUUUUUGCCAAAUAUAUAUAUAUCACGUAAAAAGGCACCUGGGAUGGGUCAUACGAACAGUAUAACGAAACCUAAUUGCUAGUAUUUGCUUUCUGAGCCAUUUAUUUAAAGUCACAGUUACGUUUAAUCCUAAAUGGUACCGGAACGAAUUUAGCCUAAUUUCUUUUAAAUUAUAUUUAUAGACAUAGCUAGAUAUGGUCCACUUAAAAUGUACGCGGUAGUGACAAUGUUGCUAUCUAGCUUUUUAGGUCACUUAGUAUAUAUUCAUAUUGCGCUACAGUAUUGAUACCGUUAUACUGUGAUAUGAAAAUAGUCUAUUGCAUAGCGGAACCCAUGGUCCUUACUAGACAAAGUGUAAUACUAAUCUAAAUGUAUUGUUUGUAGAGUUUUACAUAUAUAUAUAUAUAUAUAUAUAUAUAUAUAAGGGCUCUUCGUUUCUUGCUCUUGUUAGAUGUGUUACGUAUUAGCAAAUUUCAUACGACGAUUAGAAAAAUAAAU